UUAAGAUGACACCACGUCUUAUCUCCAUUCAGCAAACAAAUAACCCUCAGAGCUCUCAUGGCUUUCUCUGCAACUUUGUCCCAACUCUCUUCCUUCCACCACUUAUCUCCACUACCACAAACCACAAGAAGGCACCCUUCUCGUCUUCCAUGGAUUGAACCAAUAAAAGCGGCGGCUGCAGAACCAGAGAAAUCAAAGCCCAGCUCCACGCAGACGAAGACUGAAGAUUCUACUACUACUGCCAAGACCCAACCUUCAAGCUCAAGCUCAGUCACUAAGAUUCCCAAGAAACCAGUUUUUUCAAUGAAGAAGGGUGAGAUUGUGAGGGUUGACAAAGACAAAUACCUGAACAGCAUCAAUUACUUAUCAGUAGGACAUCCACCUUAUUACAAAGGUCUGGAUUACAUAUAUGAAGAUCGUGGUGAGGUGUUGGAUGUGCGUAAUUUUGAGACCGGAGAAUAUGCAUUGAUUGCAUGGGUUGGCAUCCCAACUGCACCUGCCUGGCUUCCCACUAAUAUGCUCAUCAAGUCAGAGAAGCUGAAUUAUGAGAGAUUGUAGACACAAGUUUCUGCUUUGAAUGACACAUAUGAUGCCUCCGUGAGAUAUUGGUGUAUCCUUAAUAUGUCCUGACAAUUUUUCUGAUGCUAUAACAUUGUCAACAUUCUCUAUCUGCUCCUGUGAUUUAUCUAAAUCAGCAUAAUGAAAAGUUGAAAGAAAUUUAUUUUCA
Carica papaya (papaya) is the source of this 727-nucleotide messenger RNA. It is a transcript of the gene NDHO, whose product is annotated as NAD(P)H:plastoquinone dehydrogenase complex subunit O. Gene Ontology annotation, cellular component: plasma membrane. Lineage: Eukaryota; Viridiplantae; Streptophyta; Magnoliopsida; Brassicales; Caricaceae. Gene Ontology annotation, molecular function: oxidoreductase activity, acting on NAD(P)H, quinone or similar compound as acceptor. The record is from RefSeq and is a predicted model, not a curated record.